Molecule: messenger RNA, 3501 nt
Organism: Diospyros lotus (date-plum)
Lineage: Eukaryota; Viridiplantae; Streptophyta; Magnoliopsida; Ericales; Ebenaceae
Product: B3 domain-containing protein Os07g0563300
Exons: 13
Coding region: 355-3120 (921 amino acids)
Molecular function (GO): zinc ion binding; DNA binding
Source: RefSeq, a predicted model, not a curated record
CGAGGGGAAGACAGGAGAGAGAAAAAACGACGACGCCAAACGUACAAAGUUUUCUAUAUCUUUCAUUUUCUCACUUGUCCCUCUGCUAAAGCCCCCAUCCCAACUCGGCCAUUGUCAUUGUUUUAUCUCUCUCUCUCUCUCAGACUAAACCUAGGGUUUAUGUUCGUCCGCUUUGCUUCUUCGUUGUCGUCUUCGUUUGCUUCAAUUCCAAAGCUGUUCGCAUACGCUAAAUCGCCGUCGUCCUACUCUCCCUCUCUCUCUCUCGCCUCGUAGUUUUUUUUUCAUUUAAUUUGUUUCUGUGGAGUGGCUUAGGGUUUGAUGUUCGCGGAGAUUUGUGGCUGGAGGUGAGCUUCGAUGUCGUCGUCGUCUUCGUCGGCGAAGUUUUGCUUCAAUUCGACCUGUAAGAAUGUGUUCGACCGGCCGAGGAAAGGAUGGCGUCGCCGGACCGGCGAGUUCGCCGACCUUUGCGAUCGAUGCGCUUCUGCUUAUGAGGAAGGAAAAUUCUGUGAGACUUUCCACAUGAAUGCUUCUGGAUGGAGGUGCUGUGAGUCUUGUGGGAAGCAAAUACAUUGUGGGUGUAUAGUGUCAUUCCAUAUGUUUGUACUCUUGGAUGCUGGAGGAAUUGAGUGCAUAACAUGUGCAAGAAAAAGUUUCAUUUUGACACCCAAUCCUGCCUGGCCACCACCUUCUUUUUUCCUCCCUGUACUGCCUGAAAGGAUUAAAGACCUAUCUGGCAAGAAUUGGUGUCACAUAGCUGGAUCAGGUCCAGUGCCAUGGCGGCAAGCUCCCAGUAUGUUCAGUUCUUCGUCUGCUCAUUCUGAGUUACAUCCAAGGUUGCCUUUCGAAGUUGACAGACCAAGUGGCAUUGAUAGACUUAUUGGCUGUGAGCGACUAUCUGCCUCUUCUUUAGAAAAGAAGAAAGUAGAUGAUUCAUCUGAAAGAUUAAUGAAUGGCAGCAUGAAGCUUGGAGCAUCUGAAAUAGUUGAAAAUGGGAAUGCAGGAAUCAACUGUGGGGAGCGCACUAUUCCAUGUGUAAAUAUUCCUCAGAAGGCAUCAUUUCCAAGAAACAGCACAUCUAAUUCACAUUUUAGUUUAGCUGUAUCUUCUACACCAAUAAAUGAAGCAAAUGAUCAAACGAAGGUUUCUGGAACUCAUGUAUCACGCUUAACUCUGUCAACUGGAAUCGGGAAGCAGGUCACUGCGCAUAAUGGAGCUGACUCAUCAAGCGAGACUCCAUUACGUAAUGGAAGGCCUCGAGCAGAUGCCCGGGCACGAAAUCAGUUGCUUCCUCGGUAUUGGCCCAGGAUAACUGAUCAAGAAUUGCAACAAAUAUCUGGAGAUUCAAAUUCUGUGAUUACUCCUUUGUUUGAGAAGAUGUUAAGUGCUAGUGAUGCUGGAAGGAUAGGGCGCUUAGUGCUACCAAAAAAAUGUGCAGAGGCUUACUUUCCUGCAAUUUCCCAGCCAGAAGGUUUACCUCUUAAAGUCCAGGACUCAAAAGGGACGGAAUGGAUGUUUCAGUUCAGAUUCUGGCCGAAUAAUAACAGCAGAAUGUAUGUUUUAGAAGGGGUCACUCCUUGUAUACAGUCAAUGCAAUUGCAAGCUGGUGAUAUAGUAACAUUUAGUCGGAUAGAGCCAGAAGGAAAGUUAGUCAUGGGAUUCAGAAAGGCAUCAACUGCUUCAACAUCAAAUCAGGGUAGUGAAACUAUUGUUGCUGGUGAUGGAGUUCCCAUGAAUGGAAAUGUUAGUGCAAAAAAAACUAAACCUGGUGAAGUACUUUUGACUCCUCACAAAUUAAAAGGAAAUUCAAUAUCAACUGGCUUUUCAUCAAUUGACCAGGCCAAUUUAGCAGAUCAAGCAAGUCCAUGGUCUAAAGAUGAGAAAUCUGUGUCACAUUCCAAAGAAGUACUUGGAGCUAAAUCUUCUUUCCGCAGUAAGAGGAAGAACAGUACACUGAAUUCGAAGUGUAAACGUCUAAGAUUAGAAAACGAAGAUCUUGUAGAACUCCAGGUGACAUUGGAACAAGCUCUGGGACUGAUACGGCCAGCUCCAAAUUGUGUCCCAAGUGUUGUGGUAAUUGAAGGCUGUGAGUUUGAAGAAUUUGAGCAGGAUGCACCAGUUAUUGGGAGGCCUACAAUUUUUGCAACAGAUCAUAUAGGGGAAAAGAUUCAGUGGGUUCAGUGUGAAGACUGUUCCAAGUGGCGCAAAAUUCCUGCUGAUGCUUUUCUUCCUUCAAGGUGGACGUGCUCUGGAAAUACAUGGGAUCCAGAAAGAUUGUUGUGUUCAGUAGCGCAAGAGUUGACGGCAGAACAGCUUGAAGAUCUGCUACUCACUAAUGAUCAGAUUGCUUCUAAGAAAAUAAAGGCUCCUAAACAGGACCUUGAUGCAGUGGAAGCGCUAGAGGGGCUGGAUGCGCUGGCCAACCUAGCUAUCCAGGAAGAGGGUGAGUCUCUCACCUCGUCAUCGCAGGCCACCACAAAGCACCCUCGUCAUAGAGCUGGCUGCACAUGCAUUGUAUGCAUUCAACCACCCAGUGGAAAGGGGCCUAAGCACAAGCAAACAUGCACAUGUAAUGUCUGCUUGACGGUGAAGCGCCGUUUCCGAACCCUAAUGUUGCGGCGUGAAAAGAAACAAUCUGAGAAAGAAGCUGAAACUACACUUAAUCAGUCGCAACAGCAUCCAUAUUUGCCCGAGAAAUUGCCAGACGACUUUAUCCAGCUAUCUGCCAGCACAGGAAAUGGCAGUCCAAACCGGAAGACAGUGAGCAGCGAUGAGCCCGAUGAUGAUCCCAGCAGGAUAAGAUCCUCUGUUUCACCUUUCAAAGGCCAGAUUGACCUGAAUAUCCAGCCAGAAAGGGAUGAAGAUCUGUCACCUGUUUCAGAUUCUGGUGGCAUGAUAAAGUUGAUCCAGGAUGCCACCGAAACAUAUCUCAGAGAGAGGCUCUCAAGCUCUAACAACCGAAGUAGUCCGGCCAGCAAUGAGAAGCAGCUGGGUGGUGGAAUCGGACAAGGGGGAAGCUUCGGACAAGGUAUUGUCUAUGGCAGCAAGGACGGCGUGGCCGAGGCCGAGCAUUCUGUAGCUUCUUCUACAAAGCCAGUGGCAUCCUUGUCGCCUGAGAGAUAGAAGAAAACGCAGCCGCCUUCUGCUGAACCAGCAGGAUGGCUUCUGUUGUACAUUUACUGGAAAUGGCACCGCACAUGUGCAGAUUCUGUACAUAAAAAAGAGAAGUUAGGAAGAACCGGGGCAUAUGGUGUAGCAACCCAUAAUUUUGCCGAUUGAUCUGCUAUGGCUAUGUCCACGUCCUUUGCAUGAGUAGAGGCAGGCAGGCACCAGGGCGUUAAAGGGGAAAGAGAAAUGGUAACUUUGACUUGAACCAGUAGUGGGUUGAAGUCGAAGCUAGUUAGCUAUAUUUCAGAAGCUUACCAUCCUAUUUUAUAUUGUAAUUAACUAUAUAUGCUCUUCCUUUUUUUUUUGUUGCUAAACUCUGCUUUUACUUCUCCCUUU